Messenger RNA from Ogataea parapolymorpha DL-1, 1290 nucleotides. RefSeq lists its product as uncharacterized. Gene Ontology annotation, molecular function: hydrolase activity, acting on carbon-nitrogen (but not peptide) bonds. Bases 1 to 1290 code for a protein of 429 amino acids. The transcript has a single exon. The record is from RefSeq and is a predicted model, not a curated record. Lineage: Eukaryota; Fungi; Ascomycota; Pichiomycetes; Pichiales; Pichiaceae.
AUGAAAGAACUUCUUCCUUGGAAACUCCCUGCUCCUCAGAAAUACGCCUUUGUGAAUGCUACGGUCAUUGACUCCGCUAAUGGUGUCGCAAUCGAAGGCUUGACCGUGCUCACAGCAGAUGGCAAGAUCGCCGACGUUUGCAAAGGUGCAGCUCCGCCAGAGUACACAGCUGUCGAUUGUACAGGCAAAUAUCUGUGCCCUGGACUUUUUGACAAUCACGUCCACGUGCUCGCCGCUCCUGGAGAGGACAACCUGAAAGAUCUGUUCCAACGUCAGCGUGACACUGCCAUGUUUCGUGCCGCAAAGAAUAUCGAGUCCAUGUUAGCCAGAGGAUUUACAUCCAUUCGUGACACUGGGGGCGCCGAAUAUGCCAUGUUCCAAGCCAUUGAGGAGGGUGUCAUUAAGGGACCGCGCCUAUUCUACUCUGGCCCGGCUAUCUCCCAGACUGGUGGCCAUGGAGACUUUCGUGGACGCGAAAUUCCUUCUGACCACUGCAACUGCCACAUGCCCUCUCUAGGUGUUGUUGCCGACGGUGUUACUGAGUGCAUGAGAGUUGCCAGAGACAAUCUCCGUCAAGGUGCUCAUUUUCUCAAGAUAAUGGGCGGUGGUGGUGUUGCAUCUCCAACAGAUAAACUUACCAAUAUGCAGUACACGGAGGACGAAAUCCGGGCCAUUGUCAAGGUUGCCGAGUCCUACGACACAUUUGUCACUGCCCACGCAUACACCACAAGAUCUGUGCGCACAUGUGUGCUUAACGGUUGCAUGGGAAUUGAGCACGGUAAUUUGAUGGACGACGAGACGGCGCAGCUAGUUGCUUCCAGGGGUGUUUAUGUCACUCCAACUCUUGUUACCUACAAAAUUAUGAGCUCCAAACAGUUCAGCCACUUUUUAAGUGCCGACUCCCAGGAGAAGAACAAAGUUGUGCUCAAAAGUGGUCUUGAAUUCCUCACUCGUGCCAAGAAAUUUGGCAUUAAGAUCUGCUACGGGUCCGAUCUGCUUGGCAGCCUGUCGGCAUACCAGACAUCCGAGUUCUCGCUUCGGGGAGAGGUGCUAUCUGCGGCAGACAUCCUCAAGUCUGCUACUAUCACUCCGGCCGAAGCUCUUAAGGUUGACCAUCUCAUUGGGCAGAUCAAGCCUGGCUUUUACGCUGACCUUCUCGUCCUUGAACGCAACCCGCUAGACGACAUCAGCGUUUUGGACCAGUACGAGGACAACUUACGUGUUGUCAUGAAAGACGGCAUAGUCUACAAGAGUAACUGGGAUGAACUGAAAUGCGAGGUGAAAGCAUAG